AUGACACAUAUACAGCAAGACGGCUUCGGCCGCGAAAGCCCUCAGGGCCCCUCUGUUGCAUGCAGCUGCGGCUGCGAUGACUUUGUCACCGCCAGCCUCAAGUCCCAUGGCAUUAUCUGGAGAGGGGUCUUCAGCCGUUCAUCAGGUGCAGCAAUACUUAUAUCUGGCAAAUCAUUUUGCUCCACGGGGGCCUCAUUGAGUCUUUCUAGAGACGGUCGUUUUUUGGCUUUAACGGACGGUUGCACGCUUCUUCUUCUCGACGCUGCGGCUGCUGCAAACGCUGAGGCCCCCACCCCUCACAGAGGUCAUCUAUCCUCAACGGUGGGGCUGCUGCGGGUCUCCGACUGCCCAACUACUCCUGGAGAGCCCUCUGGAAGCUCUCAGGGCGGGAACCCUGAAGGGCCUCCCGCUUACUUGGGGGAUAGCUAUCAAGUGUCGCUACUGACGCAUCCCGCAGCAGAAGGCCCUUCUGGGGUCUCUAGGCGCUGUGUGGCUGGGUUGCGAGGGGGCGGUUGUUUGUGCUUGGGGGUGACUACGAGAGACGGUGGUGUAUCACUGUGGUUACACAGGGAAAAGGAAGACCCUCUGCCUCAGGUUGCAAAACAUUCAGCGCGUUGGGUCUGCCUGCAGCGUCUCUGCCUGGCCGCCGAUUUGGGUGCCGAGUGGCGUCACCAGCGCACGAGAGACAAUGCACUUGACUCGCCACCAUUCGUUUUUCAUUUCCUGUACCGGAGAAAUGUAGACGGCAGCGUUGCCGAGGUGUUCAAACACCGCAUCCAGCUCAGUCGAUGCAAUUGGGUUGGGGAGUUGGAAGAGCCCCUCGUAGCUGCGCCUGCGGCUCCCAUCUGUUUCCCUUGUCCUUCUUUCUUGCCGCAAAGACAGGGGCAGCAAACAGCUGGCAGCAACCCCUGCAACAGUUCCGAAAGGUCUAGUAUUAGCAACAACAACAGCAACGACAGCAACAGCAGCAACAGCAGCAACACACAGACAAUGGUGGGACUCUUCAGUGGCUCUCUUGUCGCUGUGGCAUCCCAGAGCUUCAUCGCCGUCUUUCUUGUCAGCGGAUCGCAUCUGCAGCAUGCAAAGUGCAACCAGGGAUGCAGCAGUAGCAGUAGUAGUAGCAGCAAGGAUACAAGCAGCCGCACCAGCAGCAGUCGUAGUUGGCGUAGGCCCGAAACUGCCGCUGACAUACCGUACUCUUCGUCCUCUCCCUCACGGGCUUGUGUAUCUUUGGGGGGCCGUCAGCCUGCUGUUCCUGCUGGUGCUGCUGCUGGCGGUGGUGCUGGGGGUGGUGGUACCGCUCCAGGUGUCCCUUGUGGGGAGGAUCCCUCUCCUGUGGGUCCCGGUGGGCGACCCCUUCGAGCGGCAACGCGUCGCGCCAGAGCUGCUGUCAGUGCAGCGUUGGCUGGGGAGCUGUCUAGCGACGAAGGCGCAUUACCUCGAGGCGCGUGCAGGCCAAAGAGUGGGGGCCGCAAAGGGCGCUCAGCUCCGCCGAGGGGCCGCGGUGGACCAUCAGCACCCCGAAGCGCUGCUCGGAAUGAGGAGGCGGAGGCAGGAAGAGGGGAGGAGCCACAGGCAUGCGAGACAAACGGCAAAGUGAAGCUGCUGCAGGGAAGUCGAACACCACGCUCAACUGCUGCUGCUAGCCGCAGAGGAGGCCGCAGAGCUGCCGGGGCCGCCAUCAAUAGAGACGAAUUUGCUGAGUAUGCAGAGUUUGGCUCACUCUCGUCUACCAGCUUCGCCGCAUCAGAUCCCCAAAGCUGCAGUUCCAGCUCCCUGAGCCUCGCAAACAGCAGCAGCAACAACAGCGUCAGCAGCAACGAUGGCAGCGAUGCAGGUAGCUUGGCUUCUGAAGACGACGCGGCCGGGGGCCGCAGAGGCAAAAAAGUGUCAAAAGCAAAAUUGAAGAAGAGCAAACUAGCAGUUGCUGGUGGCGCUGAAAAUUGGAAUGCGGCAACACCAUGUGCAAGCUCGUUGCAGCAGCAGCAGCAGCAGCAGCAGAAAUGGCGCCUAGCAGCCGAUGCUGCCGUUGAGGCAACAGAAGAAGAGCGAGCUUCGGCGGCGGCUGGAUUGCUGCAGCCCUUGCUUUUGAUGGUUUUAGUUGUCCCCCAAUCCACUAUCACCAGCAGCACCAGCAGUAGCGAUAUCAACAGCAGCGGCUGUGGGUGGGCAACACCUCCAACGUUGUUGCAAGACACUGUAACAGAUAUGGCUGUGAGUAAUCCGCGGGUGUGCAGUAGCUCGAAGGCUGCGGCGUCAUCAGGGGUCCCUCCGGAAGGGUCCCCUCACAGGGGUCCCCUACCAGCUUCUCGGGGUUCGCAGGAGUCAGUUUGUUGUUCGUUUCAGUUGAUAGCUGCAGCAGGCAGCGGGGCGGUUUGGCUCUUUAGCUGCUCCUUUUUGGUGUGCUUGCAGCAGCAGCAGCAACUUGCGGAAAGCAGUGGGUGCAGGGGACAUCAUCACGACACCCCAGACUUUCUGCAGCCCUCCGCAAGGUUUUGCGUUGAGGCGAUAACUGUUGCGAAGCCGUUGCUGCUCUUCGGUCCUGUGGGAGGCCCCAGCGGCCUGCUACAGCUCGCUGAUGUUAGUGACGCCUUGCUGCCCCUAGCAGGAGCAGAAGGCAAACAAGCUGAAGCUCCGGCAACGGCGCACGCAGAAGCAGUUGCAAGCAGAUCGCUUGCAGAGAACGACCAGCAAGACCAUCACCAGCAGCAGGAGAAGCAAGAAAUGGCGCUCCUUAAUUGCUGGAGAGUUGCUGCGUUCGUGUGCGGCUCGCGUCUUCGUGCCGUAGUGAUGCGUACUUGCUGUUGUGCUGCUGGUGCUGCUGCUGGUGCUACUUCUGAUUCUGUUAGUGCUGCAGUCGGCUGCAGGCAUUGCUUGUCCGGCUCCCCAUGCUGCCGUUGGGGGGACGGAGAUUUAGAGGCCGAGGACACCCAGCCCGCCAUUUACAGAAUUGAGGUUCCCCUUUUUUCUGCCAGUUGGUCGCGCGUCAUCCAAGGGCCCGUUGUCAGUCUCUGUCUUCUUCCCACAGUGCCUCUUCAGCUGGCAGCGGCUGCGGCGCAGCAAGUGGCUCUUCUGCAAAGAGGAGACAAACCGUUCUUGAUGCUGUUAGCAGCUGUGAGCAAGGGAGCCCUGCUGCCUUUUGUGCUGUAUCCUGACUGCAACGGGCAAUUCCUAGACAGCAGCAACACCAGCUACUGUUGCAGGAGGAUGCACCUGCGGUGGGUGUUGGAGCCGCUGGCCCCAGUUACGUCCAUCCACCCCACGGGGCGCAUAGAGCAGCUGCUUAUGCCCCGAGCUGCUCAUUCGUUCAGAGCCCUUGCACCGGAGGCUUCAGAUGGAGGGCUUGCUAAGGUAGCAGCAAUUGCAGCCAAAUCAGCAGCAGCAGCAGCAGCGGCUCUAGUUACAGCUGCUGCAGCCGUCGAAGGGGCUAAAGAAUGCACACAUCCUGUGGACGAGCAGCAGGUGGUUGAAGGGACAGCGAUGGCAGGUUUACAUCAACACUGUUUGAUAGAGGAGGAGGAGGAGGAGGAGCAGCAGAAGCAGCCCCAGAAGCAUAACCAGCAACAGCAGCCCUACAUGUUGAAGGAAAACUGGAGAGAAGACGGGGACCCAUGGGGCAGUUUGUGCCCCCCGAGUGUAAAGGCACGCAGAUUGAACAGUCUCCUGAGCCGUCGUCUGCUCGUUUUGCUACCAUCGCCUUGCGGCUCCCUACUGUUUACAUUGGUGCAGCAGAACGAAGUGCACCUCCAAUUGGCAGUGGCCCCAUUAGCCGUCUCUUCUGCUGCAGUGUCUUUACUGUCUCUGGAAGCGCAGCUGUUAGGGCUGUUGCAGUCGGCACGGGCAGCAGGAGGAGGAUUCCAUGGCUUGCCGAACUCGAGGAACGUGCAUGGAGGUGCUGCGGCUGCUGCAGUCUCUACAACAGAAGCUGCGUACCUAACAGACGUAACAGCAAGAGCAGCAGCAGCCCGUUGCUGCGCAGAAUCCCAUGGGUUGUGGGCUCUCAGGUUGGCGUUACGGGGCCCCUUUCAGCGUUUUCUGUCGGUGCCGACUGCUCCCAAAGACGCCAUUAAACAUAGGAGACGUAUGCUGAGGGGGGGAGCGUCAAAAGACAAGGACAGCAGAGACACACAGGAGGCAAGGAAGCAUGGUGAAGACGAUGAAUUCUCUCUUGUAUCCGACUGGGAUACUGACAGCGCCGAGACAGCCGCUGCUGUUUCCAGUCGAAUCCCCACCAAUGGGGGGACGGGAGGGGACACUCUCUCAGCGGAGCCUUCACACGUGGUGGUCACUUCGGCUUCCCUCCUUGCUGAUAUGUUUCGAGAGUCGAAAGAGAAGCCUUUGUCUUUUCAUUCCUUGCAAGGCCCUUUUAAUCAAGGUGCAACAACUGGGGAGGAGCCUGCUGCAACUGCAGCCACAGCAGCAACUGCAACACCUGGCGGAGCAACAGAACGAGCAGCUCCAGAGGCGAUUCAUAUGGAGACAGGGGCUGCGGCAGUGCGGCGCACGCUGCAAUCUAUUUGGGAGUUGGCGCUGCAAGGAGGGGCUGCGAGAGACGACGCACUUAAGGGGGACAACGGUGGCCUGUGGUCGGCUCUCUUGGAGACAGCAGAGGCCAUGAGUCUCCUGCGCUUCUUGGAGCUUAGCCAACAACCUGCCAGGUGUGCAACAGCUGCAGCAACAGAAGGCAGAGGCUCACGCUGCGCAGAAGAGAGGCCUUCCAGCGCAGUGCUGCCCUCCAGCAGCGCAUAUUGUAAGGGUCUUGCAUCGUCUCUGUACCAGAGGCGCCUCAUAAUUGCUGCAGCGGCAUUGAGGCUGCGGCUAAUCUUUGCAGCUAUUAAGGGAGAAAAAUAUAGAGGGGAGGCUGCCCUUUUGCUCCUGCAGCAUAUGAAUGCACUCUUGGCAUGCCUGCUAAAGCGCAGCCGUGCUCCAAAUUGCGGGGCCUUCUUGAUGGCAGUGUCGCCGACCACAAGACAGCAGCAGCUGCUGCCUUUACUCCUUCUGCAGGAAUCGCUUCAUGCGAAACACCUGCUUAGGAGGGACAGCAACAGCAGCAGCACUAGCAGCAAUAGUGAGGCUUUGAUGCUCUUCGCAUUUGAAGGGACAGUCAGUGGCAGCAGCAGCCUCAGCGCCUUCCCGCCCUUUCAAGCAAUAACUGUAGAAGAAGACAGCAUGCAGGAACUUAUUAGGCGUUUCAGUGGAUUGGAUGUGCCCAGAGGCGCUGCUGCUGCUGAGGCUGUCAACUUAGGCAAAGCUUGGUUAAGCUUCUGCCCCCUGUGUCAGUGUGAAGGAUGCAGCAGCUCGCAGCCUUUUCGUUGCUACGUGUGUGCUACCUACGGUCACCGCUUCCCUGCUUGUGUACAGUGCCUGAGGUGUCUGUACACCGAAAGUGAAGGGGCUAAAGGUGCCCCUCUGCCUAAUUCUCGAUGCACGGGGGACGCCCGCGCAGAUGAGGGUGAAGAGGAGAUCCAAACUGCUGCUCCCUCCAUGCAGCACAGCAUUACUUUUUUCUACUGUUUCCUCUGUGGCGCAUUUGUCUGCGGAGGCGAAUGGCCUGAGCCGCAUGCAUCAGGCGGCUGUGGCUGUGGGCCGCGAGACGCAGCGAUCUCCCGCGGCGGCCGCUGCUGCCCGGCCUGCCGCGGGGCCCUCCGUCUCGCGCUAAGACACCAUGAACCAUCGAAGGUUUUUCCUAUGAUGCGCCCUUAUCUAUGUGCAGUGCAGCAGCAGAAUCAGCAGAGUCAAGACCAUCGACAGAGUCAGGAGGCGAGUGCUUCCCAAACCCCGACCAAACAGGCAGGGCAAAGGCCAAAAAGAUCGAGAGAAAUCAGCAAGCCCAGGAGGAGUGGAUUUUCUGAGCACAGCGAGACGGGGCUGCAAGAGCAGCAGCAGGAGAAGCUGCUGGUUGACCGCGAGGAAAGGCAGAACCAGCACCUACAGCAAGUGGACCUACAGCUGAAGCGGUUACAGCAACAACAGCAGAAAAAUUUGCAUUCAUACAGCACACCAAGCAACCAACGGCCUCAUGCCCUCGAUGCUGUUGCUAGGAUGAUAGCCACUCCGACAACCACGAGCAGCAGCAACACCAGCAGCAGCAACAAUGGCAGCUUUAGCACCUUGACAAGCGGAGGCAGCAGCGCUGUGCCCGAAGUGCAUCUGGAUUCUGUCGUGUUGCUGUCCAUUGCGGCACAUGCAACGCGCAUUCAGGUUUGGCAGCGCCAGCGGCACCAGCAGGAUAGCAUUCCUCUUGUCCCCGUAGUGGGCCUUCUGCUUGGGCCAUCCAAGGAGGACGGCGGCUUGGAUGCGAUCUCUGUAACGGAGUGCGCUGAGCUGCCCCUAUCUUUGCUUCAGCAGGAGACCAGCAGCAGCAGCCCCAGGUGCAGCUGCACCUGCUGCAUCAGUGGCAGGAGUGUAGUGCAGGACUCGGUGUUGUUGCGUCAGGCCCUCGAUAAGGCUUUGGUUCCUUUGGGUAUCUAUUUCUUCACAAAAUCUCCGGUGCAACAAGAACUGCCUCAUGCGGUCACUUCGCUGCUCACGCAGGCAAAGUGGGGUUCUGAUUUCCCCCUACUUGUUGUCUUCGAUUAUGCGUCGCACGGUGCUUCGGGUUUACAUAAACCACCUACGCAGUGCUUCGCUUGCCUGCCGAGCGGUAGCAGCGACGGCAGUAGCGGCCUCAGGGCGACCGCAACUGAAGCAGCUCCAGCGAGACUCCAACAACAAAUUGAGGCAUUUGAGUGCUGUGCAUGCGAGCCCCAUCCUGUGUUGUUACGCGAGGCUUUGGGUGUGUGCAAGCGACUUUGCCGACCCGAAGCGCCUACAGACACGGUACCAGACGACGCAGCUGCAGCGACGGCUGCCGCUGUUUCUUCUGCCGCGAUUGAUGACGAGUACUUCGAAGCCCUUGGUAUGACAGGAGAUGCAGGUGAAAACAGCGGCAACAGGAGCACCGCCGCUAUCUCAGCCAGCGUGAGGACGGUGCGGUCCCUGCAGCAGCUGCUUCAGAAGCUGUUGCCUUUGAGCAUUUGGGGCCCGCUUUUGCAAGAGCACCAGCGUGCGCAGCAGUCACAGCAGAAUCAGCAGCUACAGCCGGUUCGCCCGCGGCCAAAGUUUCCUUGCGCCCUAAAGGAGCAAGAGACCGAAACUGCUGCUAUGGCAAUUUUAGCGAAAGCUACGAUGGGUCUUGCUGCAGCACAUGCAACUGUUAUUGAGCACAGCGACACCGCAGCGGCGCUAAAGGCGAUGCAACAACUUCUUAGUGCGGAGACUGACAUCUGA
This is a messenger RNA of Eimeria maxima, 7269 nucleotides long. RefSeq lists its product as hypothetical. NCBI's taxonomy places the organism in Eukaryota, Apicomplexa, Conoidasida, Eucoccidiorida, Eimeriidae. The transcript is spliced from 13 exons. The record is from RefSeq and is a predicted model, not a curated record. Gene Ontology annotation, cellular component: nucleus. The coding region runs from base 1 to 7269 and encodes 2422 amino acids.